CACGCUGGUGGGUAGAAGGAACAAACUUCCCGGUGGGUAACGCGGCUUUGGAAGGCGGGCUUUCUCGCGAUGGGCAAACGCAGCAGCCGCAGCCAGAGCCAGCUGCUCAGCACCCUGACCAAGAAGCAGAAGAAGCAUCUUCGGGAUUUCGGCGAGGAGCAUCCCUUCUAUGACAGGGUUUCCAGCAAGGAAGCGAAACCGCAGAUUUGUCAACUGUCAGAGAGCUCAGAUACAUCAAACUCUGAAAGUGAAGCAGAGAGUGAACCAGAACAAGUUUCUGGGUACCACAAACUACUCGCCACAUUAAAGAAUGUUUCUGAGGAAGAUGAGGAGGAGGAGGAGGAGGAAGAAGAAGAGGAAGAAGACGAUGACGGAGACGACGACGGAGAUGACGCUCUAGCUGAGGCAGAAAUGAACAGCGACAGUGAUGUCAGUGUGGAGGAGGAGACGGCAGCAGAGUCUUCUGGGAUGCCGGAGAGUAACGUCUUACCUGCUGACCCCAAGGAAAAAGAUGGGGACGAGGCACCCGGCACAUCACAGCAAGAGUCGCCGGAGGAGUUUACAGACACAAAACAUGAGUCACUUUUCAGCCUGGAAACCAAUUUUCUCGAAGAGGAAAGUGGAGGCCACUGUCCUCUGAAAGCAUCACAAGACCCGUUUCUACAACAUGUAAACGCGGAGCUGAAAGAAAAGGAAAUUCAGGCCGUUGCCACAAAUCCCAAAACUACCCACGAGCUAAAAUGGCCCACUCUGGGUCAGCUUGUCUUUUCAUCCAAGUUUCAGAAGUUGGAAACAUUUAAACCCCCAAAGGACCUUGACCUAAAGGCACUUUAUCUCCAGAAGCCCCUGGAAUCCACCUGGACCAAGACCAACAGCCAGUUUCUCUCUGGUCCCCAGAAAUCAAGUAGCCCCUUCACACCGCUCCAGAAAGAGCUCUUCUUGAUUAUGAAUUCUUACCAGGACUUGUUCUACCCAGAAAGGACCGCCCUGAAGAACGGGGAGGAGAUCCGCCACGUGUACUGCCUGCACGCAAUAAAUCACGUCCUCAAAGCCAACGCCCAGGUGCUUGGCAACAACAGCAGGCGCCGGAGCCAGAAACGUGGGGUGGGCGACGAUGACGACUUCAGGGACCAGGGGCUGACGAGGCCCAAGGUGCUGAUAGUGGUGCCGUUCCGGGAAGCUGCUUUGCGGGUGGUCCAGCUCUUCAUCAGCCUCCUUGAGGGCGACAGCAAGAAGAAAAUAAUUGUGAGCAACAAGAAGAGGUUUAACGGAGAGUAUGGCUCCGAUCCCGAGGAGAGACCUCCCAACCUGAAGAGGCCUGAGGAUUACGAAGCCGUAUUUGUUGGCAACAUCGAUGACCACUUUAGGAUCGGAGUGGCAAUACUUCAGAGAAGCAUCCGGCUCUAUGCCCCCUUUUACUCCUCGGACAUCCUCAUUGCCUCCCCUCUGGGCUUGAGGACCAUCAUUGGCGCAGAAGGGGAGAAGAAGAGGGAUUUCGACUUUUUGUCUUCUAUUGAGCUUCUCAUCAUUGAUCAAGCUGACAUUUACCUGAUGCAGAACUGGGAGCAUGUCCUGCAUUUGAUGAACCACAUGAACCUGCUGCCCUUGGACUCACAUGGGGUGGACUUCUCUCGAGUGCGGAUGUGGAGCCUCAAUAAUUGGUCCAAGUACUAUCGCCAGACACUGCUGUUCGGGGCCCUGCAGGACGCCCAGAUCAACUCCGUGUUCAACAAGUACUGUGUCAAUGUGCAAGGCCAGGUGGCUGUGAGGAACGCCCCGCUGACAGGCGCCAUCAGUCACGUGCUGGUGCAGCUCCCGCACGUCUUCCAGAGGAUGGAAGCCGAAAACCUAGCUUCCGUGAUUGACGCCAGGUUUAACUUCUUCGUGAACAAGAUUUUGCCUCAGUAUCGUGAUGCAGUCAUGUCUCACACGCUCAUCUAUGUCCCCUCCUACUUUGACUUUGUGCGUCUCCGAAAUUACUUCAAGAAGGAGGACCUGAACUUCACGCACAUCUGCGAGUACACCCAGAAGUCCGCUGUCUCCAGGGCCAGGCACUUCUUCCUGCACGGGGAGAAGCAGUUUCUGCUCCUCACAGAGCGCUUCCACUUCUACAAAAGGUACACUAUAAAAGGCAUCAGGAACCUGAUUUUCUAUGAGCUGCCAACAUAUCCCCACUUCUACAGCGAAGUCUGCAACAUGCUGAGAGCCGCCACCAGAGGAGAGGAAGCCGCCUGGACCUGCACUGUCCUCUACUCCAAGUACGAUGCCCAGCGGCUGGCUGCGGUGGUCGGCGUGGAGCGGGCCGCGCAGAUGCUGCAGUCCACGAAGAACGUCCACCUCUUCAUCACUGGAGAAAGAUGAGAAUUUGUUGAGCAGGACAUGGUAUUUGGCGUGACACCUGGGCUUGAUUCUGUGCCACGUGGACCGGAUUCUGAUCACUUCUACGGGACAAGGACUGCCAUAAGGAAGGAGCACCCAGCAGCAUCAUGUCUGAGACUUCUUUUCAGGUCACGUGUCCCCGAAAAGUUCAACGUAAACCAAAUGUUAGUAACUCCCAUCUUCAGGAGGAAACCAAUGGGAGGGACUCUUAGAAGUUGAUAAAGCAGACUUUUACUUGUGAAUAUUUUUUUAAGCCAUAAAUUCUUUUAUUGUGAUUUUACCUCUAAUUUAUUACACUUGGUAAAUUUGUUCAGAUUUGCCUAUUUCUGUUUGGUAUUUUCUUAAAGUAAGGCAUACGUGUCAUUGCUUGUGAGAACUGGUGAUGAGAAAUUGGAAGACUUCUCGCUGCUGAAUAUCAUCUUAAUUUUGGAUUGCACAGGUUUUGUAGAACUGUUAUUUUUCCCCAACCAAACUUAAAAAACUGUAAAUAUUCGAUUUUAAUUCAACCUAGAAGAGUGCAUUUAUUCACUGAUUUUUUAAAGUCACAGUAGUAAAUAUUUUAGUUAAAAUAUACACUAAAAAUACUAUAUAAAAUAAUUUCUAUUUUGUUUCAAGAAAUAAUUUUAUAAAACUCUUGAUGUUGAAAUAUCCAUGUUCAACCUCAUCAUCUUCAUCGUUAUUCUAGUCAUUCUUUAAGUCGUAUAACAGAUAAAAAGGAAGUGGUACUUUUUGAAAUAUUUUUAAACAAAAGUACAGAACCAGAACCAUUUGAAAGUAAGUUGCUGACUUGAUGGGCCUCUCACUCCUUAAAAACCACCGAAGGACAUUUUUCUAUGGAACCACAAAACAACCAUCAAAUCAGGAAGUUGCAAUUAGUAUCUUGCCAUCUAAUCUUUGGACCCAUUCAGAUUUUACCAAAUGUCCCAAUAAUGACCUUCAUAGGGAAAGGGUGCGGUCAGAAUUACACGCUGCUUUUACUUACCCUGUCUCUGGAUGUCCUUCAUUCUGGAAUAGGACCUCAGCUCUUCACUGGCUUUCUUGACCUUGACCCUUUUGAAGAUCACAGGCCAGUUAUUUGGAGUGUUUCCUUGUGAUUGGGUUAACUUACGCAUCUUUGGCAGGAACAGCUCAGGAGCAAUGCUGUGUGCCCACUGCUCUCUUGGGAGUCCCAUCCCUGCGGACGCUGCCUGACCGCUUGUUUCCGGUAGCGUUUGCAGGUUUUCCGCUGUAGAAUCACUUUCCCCCUUUCCUUACAAAUUUGUAUCCGUACGGACUUGUAGUUUCAUCUGUCAUUCAUUGGGUUGUGAUCCGCUACUAUCCUUAUUUCUUUAGAUGUUUCAGUGUCUCAGGUAGGACGAGCGGGAGCACCUUCAAGCCGACUCCUGUGACUUUUUGACUCGCCCUCCGUAUACUUGGACAUUUCUUUACUUUCUGGCACAGUAAGACAUUCCACGCUCGUCUUGUAUUUUUCCUACUCCAGCCCUACAGUAGAAAAUUAUUUUCAAGCUAGGAUUUGAGGGCUAAGUGUGCUCAACACUCUUGUGGAGCCACUGGUCCCAGGCCAUCUCAGUGGAGUUUGGGAAUAUUUACUUGUGUGUACAUGUAUAUUAUUUAUUUCUGUUUCUAUAUAUUAAAAUCAUGAAUUCAUAUCCUCCUCCGAUUCCAGUCUGACACCACAGGGUUCCUCUUAGUUUUCUCCCUUUUCGUAUCUGUAACUCCCUCCUCAGAGAGUGGCAUAUGUGGCUCCCAUUUUCCUCAGUGGAACAACCCUUAAUUGGUACAAAAUUUCUUCUUGGACACACUUAAAACUGCUUAUUAAAAAAAAG
Molecule: messenger RNA, 4205 nt
Organism: Eptesicus fuscus (big brown bat)
Lineage: Eukaryota; Metazoa; Chordata; Mammalia; Chiroptera; Vespertilionidae
Gene: UTP25
Product: UTP25 small subunit processome component
Exons: 12
Coding region: 70-2361 (763 amino acids)
Biological process (GO): maturation of SSU-rRNA from tricistronic rRNA transcript (SSU-rRNA, 5.8S rRNA, LSU-rRNA)
Cellular component (GO): small-subunit processome; nucleolus
Molecular function (GO): rRNA binding; U3 snoRNA binding
Source: RefSeq, a predicted model, not a curated record